Messenger RNA from Haemonchus placei, 1044 nucleotides. Lineage: Eukaryota; Metazoa; Nematoda; Chromadorea; Rhabditida; Trichostrongylidae. The record is from the annotation of a GenBank genome assembly.
AUGUACUCCAAUUCGCCUCGUAAAGGAGGGGAACAACAAUGCUCACCUGAAGUAUCUCCUACUCAGAUGGCCAGUACUGCUGUUUACGAGAUUGCCGUUCAUAGUGUGAUGGAAGGUGUCAAGGAUGUGGAACCUAUCGUGCCAUGCUGUAAUGGUGAGCGUGGUCGAUUCGUCUAUUUACAUGUACUGAGGACCCAUAAGUAUAAACGGGUUAAACUCAUGAUUCCAGUCGAUGCCACAGUCUACGAACUCAAGCGGGCGGUCUAUAUUGCAACUGAAGUCACCCCAGAUAGACAACUCCUACUUUAUAACGGCACAGAAUUAAGGGACAACAUGUCAUGUAUUUCUGAUUACGGCAUUAUGGGCCCGUGCACACUGACGAUGAAUGUCAAAAUGAACACUGGGAUUUUGAUUGACCGACAUCGUCUGGAUGACUUGGCACGAGGAAGGAUCAUCGAGAAACUCGUAAAAGGUCGAACCAUGACGAGCGCAGCUCAGGAACCUGAUAUCGCUCACAGCGUUGUUUCACGUGCACGGGGAGCAUUACGAACCUCUUACACUGCUGCACGAAGGAGAGGAGGUGGUCGACCACGAACAACUACUCUAAGAGGCUCUGAAAAUAAAAUCGACCCCUCGUACACAAAGUGGACACCGGAAAAGGAGGCGGAGCACAUUCUUACAAGGAAUAGAAUGAAGUGUUUACUACAAAGACGUAGACGGAAGUCAUCACUAGCUUUAUCGCCUCCAUCACCUAGCUCAGGCUCUGUAUGCAGCCGAUCGCCUCCAACGGAACCGGCUUCACCGGGUGAACCGAGCGAAAGGACUGCCGUCCGGCCUUCAUCGGCAACCAACACAAAUAAAGCAAAUGACUUGUAUAUGACCGACAAAGAACUCAAGUUUUUCUUCGAACCACCCGAAUCUGAGGAAGAAAUGCGACGCAAACGGCAAGAGCUCUUCCUUGUGCCUGAAACUGCGGAGGAUUUAGAGAAGAUCAAAAAAGAAAUGGAGAAUUGGGAGAAAACUGUUUGCAGUGUGAGUGGAUAA